CCAGGGACAGGGAGGGCCCAAAUAAACAAAGUUAUCUUAAGUUCUUAACAAAUAAAAUGGCCCAAAUAUUUAUAAUUUUAUACCUGAUUCCUAAACCUCAGAACCUGAUACGGUGAGCUGAGCAGUUGAGACUUGAGAGAGGCGGAGAGCAAAGAAUCAGAGAGAGAACAGACUGAACAGUGGAGACUGGAGACUAGAGAGAGGCGGAGAGCAGAGACUAGAGAGAAAGGAUGGCAGUUUCCUAUUAUUUAUGUCCUCAAUCUCUGAGAGUGUCCUCUGGGUCCCGUCUUUUUAUUUCCAAUAGUGGCUACAGUUGGGACAACCAUAAGAAGAGGAUCCAUCAUCUUGUUUGUGCAUCCGCCAGGCAACCAGAGAAAGACCUUUGUCUUGAAUCCAAGGUUCAGACAUUGUUAGACAAUGUAAAAUGGGAUGACAAAGGUUUGGCGGUGGCAAUAGCUCAAAAUGUUGAUACAGGAGCCAUACUAAUGCAAGGCUUUGCAAACCGAGAUGCGGUUGUUACAGCAAUUUCCUCUCGGAAGGCAACAUUCUAUAGCAGGUCACGAUCGAUGUUGUGGACCAAGGGGGAGACCUCAAACAAUUUCAUCAAUAUUCAUGAUAUAUUUUUUGAUUGUGAUCGUGACUCUAUAAUAUACCUCGGGAAGCCUGAUGGGCCUACAUGUCACACAGGAUCAGAAACUUGUUAUUAUACAUCAGUUUUUGAUUUAAAAGAACACCAACAGGUUGAAGGAAAUGAGUUGGCAUUAACCACUUUGUACUCAUUAGAGUCAACAAUCUUGCAACGCAAAUCUGAAGUAGAAGCAGAACAAAGUGGAAAACCUUCAUGGACAAAACGAUUGUUACUGGACAAUCACCUUCUGUGCUCAAAAAUAAGGGAGGAGGCAGAUGAGCUGUGUCGAACACUGGAGGAGAAUGAGGAUAAGUCACGUACUGCCUCAGAGAUGGCAGAUGUCCUCUACCAUGCUAUGGUUCUUUUGGCACUUAAAGAUGUGAAGGUAGAAGAUGUUAUGCAAGUUCUCCGGCAGAGAUUUUCAAAGUCAGGUAUUGAGGAAAAGAAAAGUCGAGUAUCACAGGGCUAGGCAUGGGCUGUGUAGGCUGCCGAGUCUGUUCAUAUUCACUUUCAUGUUGUAGGCCAUUAACCAAUAAUGGAACUGGUUUGGCUCCUGGUGACUUUGUUUAAAGCUGUUUUGUUAAAGGCUGUCAAGCAAAAUUUGUUUGUAACCGUUUCCCUUUGGAAUUGUUUUGGGAAUUCAUUCAUAAUACUGUUAACUUAUUUGUAUUAAAUGGUGAAUGAAUAGAAUUUCAAACACCCAGCCUUUAAAUGUGGUCAUGGCAUAGGGUAUCUUAACUUUU
Messenger RNA from Quercus lobata, 1371 nucleotides. Its product is annotated as histidine biosynthesis bifunctional protein hisIE, chloroplastic-like. Gene Ontology annotation, biological process: L-histidine biosynthetic process. The transcript is spliced from 6 exons. Lineage: Eukaryota; Viridiplantae; Streptophyta; Magnoliopsida; Fagales; Fagaceae. The record is from RefSeq and is a predicted model, not a curated record. Gene Ontology annotation, molecular function: phosphoribosyl-ATP diphosphatase activity; phosphoribosyl-AMP cyclohydrolase activity. The coding region runs from base 231 to 1097 and encodes 288 amino acids.